Messenger RNA from Lethenteron reissneri (Far Eastern brook lamprey), 2790 nucleotides. It is a transcript of the gene QTMAN, whose product is annotated as glycosyltransferase like domain containing 1. The record is from RefSeq and is a predicted model, not a curated record. Lineage: Eukaryota; Metazoa; Chordata; Hyperoartia; Petromyzontiformes; Petromyzontidae. Gene Ontology annotation, molecular function: glycosyltransferase activity.
GAGUUACUCGGUCCACCGAGCCCCCCCUCCCCACACCACCACCACCAACCUCGUCUCGUCCCCGUCAGGGCAGCUGAUGGACCUGCUGGCACAGGAGCUGGGCACCGGCUGUUCGCUGCACACAAUGCCCGCCAAGAAGUGGCCGUGGCGAGCGCGCACCUCCGCCCUCUACCUCUCGCAGACGAUCCCUGCCAGCCACGCUUACAGGGUGCUGUUCGCCAGCUCGGUGCUGAACGUUGCGGAGCUCGUGGCGCUGCGGCCGGACCUGGCCCCACUGCACAAGGUGCUCUACUUCCACGAGAACCAGCUCGUGUACCCCGUGCGCAGCGCCCACGAGCGAGACUUUCAGUACGGAUACAACCAAGUGCUGUCCUGCCUCGCCGCAGAUGUGGUCGUGUUCAACUCGCGGUUCAACAUGGAGUCAUUCCUGGGCUCCAUCUCGGGUUUCAUGAACGCGAUUCCCGACCAUCGGCCUCGUGACUUGGAGGCUGCCAUCCGUCCGAAAUGCCGCGUCCUUCAUUUCCCUAUUCGCUUCCCUCCCUCCGACAGCCGUUUCUUUCAGGGUGAGCCGGACGAUGCGUUUGGGAGCACGGAACCCGACAUCCACUCUCCCCGCCAAGGCGACCCGGACAUGACUGGGCCAGUCGUGAAUUAUGAGAAAAUUCCCUGCGCUGCUUCCGGACCGUCUUUGCCUCCUCCUUCUCCUCGUCGUCCGAGCGGAGCUCAGCCGCUUCACAUCCUGUGGCCUCACCGCUGGGAACACGAUAAGAAUCCCGAACUCUUCUUCGAGACGUUGUUCAAGCUGAAGGAAGCGGGCUGCUCGUUCAGAGUUUCCGUUCUGGGUGAAACCUACACCACGGUGCCAUCUGUUUUCGAGGAGGCUCGCAGGCGGCUCACGGACGAGAUCCUCCACUGGGGCUUCCAGGCGAGCCGGGAGGACUACUACGGAGUCCUCGCGGCGGCGGACGUCGCCGUCUCCACUGCCAAACACGAGUUCUUCGGCGUUGCCAUGCUUGAAGCGGCACACUGCGGAUGCUACCCUCUCUGCCCCGACGCCCUGGUCUAUCCCGAGAUCUUCCCCGCUCAGUGUCUGUUCAGGACACCCGCGCAGCUGCUGAAGCAGCUGAGAUAUCUGUGUGCGAGGCCUGCCUCACUGCGGCAGCGCUCCGUCAAGGUGGACACAACCCCUUUCUCCUGGGUCACUCUCCGGCCACGGUACUUGUCGCUGCUUACGGCACCAGCUGCACUUGCAACGGACGGGCGGCAAGUGGACUCUGCAUCCCCCUCGGAGUGACUCUUCGUUUGCGUUAGUAAUAAUAAUAAUAUCCAAAAAAAGCCUCUACAUCACUGAAGACUUUUUCACAGGAGGGGCUUUUGGUCUACCACAGUUAGCCAGGGUGCCUGGACAUAACCAUGCAUACAAGGGCAUAACAAAGCCCUACACAGAUGGAAGCGAUAAUCUAUUUGCUGUACUUGCAAUCUCCUGGAAACUUGGCAGUUUUACGAUUUUACAUGGACCAGCAACCCUUGCCUCCAAAGUGCAAGUGCCCAACAAGUUCUGUCCGCAGCUCAACUCACAACCUCCUCUCUAUACCAAGGACCAGGACCAGGACCAUCACCGCCCGGCGUCUGGAAUGCCAUCCCACUGCCACAUUCGCAGCAGCGUUUAGUCAACACCUACCCGGAACCCUUUCCCUUCCGAGACGUCUGCGAGUUGCAGGGUGGGUAUCCCCCGUUCACCGCUGAAUCUCCGAACGUGCAAGCGGUUGGCAUGAGUUUCAUUUAGAGAGGCGUAGCACCGUUGUUUUUAAAGACAGAGGCGUAGCGCCGCAGAGAACUGCAGCGACACGACCGCACUCUACGAUGGCUGGUGCCAAGCUGUGCCACACGCCCUCCCACAUUGCCUUGUGGGAGGCUGGGUAACGUCUUCUGACCAGAAGAUGUAAGUGAUCAACUUAUUUUAUUUUCAAAUGUCUUCAGAUUCCAGGGUUCAGAGAAGGUAAAGGCCCCCACCAUGUUAUUAAAGGACCCACCUCAUUCAGCUGGCUUUGCUCCGGACCUCAGCGUCGUGGCCAUCUGUGUUACAAAUUGCAUUGUCAUUGCUAAACACCAGGGGUGGAAUGUGAAUGAAUCGUCGCACUUCAGGAUCAAUUAAUUAAAGAAUGUAUUUUCCUACAUCUUGAAUGUAGCAGCCUCUAGCGGCUGGAAGGUUCAUGUAAAUCUAUUACAAUGCGAAUCGAAAUGUAUUGAUGCUUGCAUCGGGAGCGAAACGUUUUUUAAACCGAGCACAACACGUUCCACGUUUAGUAUUAAACCCCAAGCCAGGCCAGCGUUUAGAUAGGAGGGCUGUACAACAUAGAAAUAGCAGACACCGCAGGAGUCUUCAGUGUGACUGGGUUGACAUCUUUAAUAAACUGGCAAAAUACUGCUAAUUUCAAAUAUGUUAACGACGCCAAGAAAUCACACGCAUGGCCUAGGACCGAAAAAAGGAAUGAUUUCAGGAAUUCUGUUUUAACACCUUUUACAUUUUCAACGUGAACGAAAAAAAACCAGUGUUAUAGACAAUGUACAAGAAAUGUCUUUCACAAAUGUUCCAGUUACUGUAUUUUGUUUUUAAUCUGUCGCAAUAAACUCUUGUAAAUGUGUCUUGUGAGAAAAAUACUGCAGCAAUUAUUACAAGCACGCUAAGCAACAGAUACCCGGGCACUGUAUGUGCUGAAUGUCCUCCCGAUUUUUGAAUUGAUGCAACAAAAUCCGAAAAUCAGGUGCAGAUACUUGAUGGGGAAAAUA